This is a messenger RNA of Dermatophagoides farinae (American house dust mite), 1750 nucleotides long. The record is from RefSeq and is a predicted model, not a curated record. NCBI's taxonomy places the organism in Eukaryota, Metazoa, Arthropoda, Arachnida, Sarcoptiformes, Pyroglyphidae.
UGUCCCUCAGCUGAAAAUAAACUCUUGACAACUCGAUAAUAUUGACAACAUUGAUAUGGAUUGAUCAUUUUUAGCUAAAAUUAAUUUUUAGUUUUAGAUUCAAUAUACUGGUUAUUGAAUUAUUAUCAUCAUCGUUUAUUUGAUAUUAACAAAUAAUGGCGAAAAUGUCCUCAUCCCCAACGCCAUCAUCAUUGUCCGAAAAUGAAUCACAUUUAAUUCAAGCUGUUUCUUCAAAUUCAUUGGAUAAAGUGGUUAAUUUUAUAAGUCGUGGUGGAUCAACAAUCAACAUCAAUUGUAAAGAUGAGAAUGGUAUGAGUCCAUUACAGCAUGCCUGCUAUAGAGGUAAUCUAGAAAUUGCCAAAUAUCUGAUUGAACGUGGUGCCGAUGUUAAUCAAAAUGAUCAUGAACAUCGAUAUACGUCUUUGAUGUUUGCUGCACUUGGUGGUCAUAAAGCAGUUAUUAAUUUGUUACUUGAAAAUGGAGCAGAUACUGAACAGAAAAAUACUGUUGGUCGUAAUGCAUCACAAAUGGCUGCAUUUGUUGGUCAGCAUCAAUCAGUAUCGGUUAUAAAUAAUUUUAUUCCUCGUGAAUAUAUCGAAUAUUACAGUAGAAUCAAUGGCCAAGAAAAAGAGCCUAGACUCCCAAUACGGUUCAUAUCAACAAUGCAUUCGUUAGUUUGUUUGGUUGCUGUAAAUCCUGUACGAAUUGCCUAUUUUUAUGAAUCAAAUCUAUCGUUAUUUGAAGAAGUGAAAAAGAUCAACAUUGUAAUGGAUCAUAUAUAUGAGAAAUUGUUUCGAUCAAACGAACCGAACGAAAUGUUAUCCCUAAAAGUUCAUUAUCUGAAUUUUCUAUUCAAUCUAUUGAAUAAUGCCUUACAAAAAGCAAAAUCAUCAACAGAAAAUGAACUUGAUUCGAAAGAAAUUCGCAAAGUAUUUCAUAAUAUCAUAAAAUUUUGGCUCAAACCAAAUGCUAAAAAUUUUCCAGAAAAUAUGGAACGACUGUUACGACAAGCCAUUCGUUCCUAUACAUAUCAGGAGAACGCAUUGUUUCAACAACUAGUCCGUACAUUGUCUACAAUUGAAAUUGGUGAAGAACCAAGCGCAUUAUCUAUUCUAAGUCAGACCAUAUUAGGCAAAUCAAUCGGUAUCGAAGAAAACGAUACCUGUUUUACAUGUUCUGAAUUUGAUCCAAACAAACGAUGUUCAAAAUGUAAACGAGCUACAUAUUGCGAUGAACGUUGUCAACGAUUACAUUGGCCAGUUCAUAAACGAGUAUGCCAAGAACCAGUUGAAUCACAGCUAUUAACAGUUGACGAUGAUAAGCCAGAUUUGAUUGAGCCAAAUAGCUGUGAAGUUGAUGAAAAAUGCAACAAAGAUAAUGAUGAUGAUGAUGAUCGUGAAGUGAAAAAACAAAAUAGCGACGAGGAUCAGGAAAAUUGUCAGCCAAUAGAACAAUGAAAUGGUUAUAUCAACCAUAUCUUCCUCUUUUUUUCGACGAAACAUUUUGUCUUUUUUUUUAGAGAUCAAACGACAAACAAACUCUGACAACGACAACAUACCAGUAGCAACAAAUUACAGGGUUCUCAAUGGGAAAAUAAAUAGUUUUCUUUUUCUUAUUUGACAACUGAAAAACAUCAAAAUCAAUUACGUAAUAUCAUUUGUGCACUUUCAACCAUGAACAUUAUCUAUGCAUUAUAUUAAUAUUUUAUUAAAGUAAAACAAGAAAUUAAAAAACAAUAUUCAAUGAUUCA